Chlorocebus sabaeus (green monkey) is the source of this 5110-nucleotide messenger RNA. RefSeq names its product gon-4 like (gene GON4L). The record is from RefSeq and is a predicted model, not a curated record. Gene Ontology annotation, molecular function: transcription coregulator activity. Gene Ontology annotation, biological process: regulation of DNA-templated transcription. Lineage: Eukaryota; Metazoa; Chordata; Mammalia; Primates; Cercopithecidae. Gene Ontology annotation, cellular component: nucleus.
GUCGUUGGCUGACUUCCGGUGGUGCCAAAGCCGUUUCCGCGGAAUCAGGCCGGCAGAAUGGAACAAAAGUGGGACUUUUAAAAUGUUGCCCUGUAAGAAGAGAAGAACUACAGUGACAGAGUCCCUGCAGCAUAAAGGCAAUCAGGAGGAAAACAACGUAGACCUAGAAUCAGCUGUUAAACCAGAAUCUGACCAGGUUAAGGACUUGAGGUCGGUGUCACUGUCCUGGGAUCCAAGUCAUGGCAGAGUAGCUGGCUUCGAAGUACAAUCUGUGCAGGAUGCAGGAAAUCAGCUUGGUAUGGAGGAUACAUCUCUGAGCUCUGGGAUGCUCACCCAGGACACAAAUGUACCGAUUCUAGAAAGUGUUGAUGUUGCCAUCUCUCAGGGAAUCACCCUACCUUCCUUGGAGUCUUUUCACCCCCUUAAUAUGCACAUUGGUAAAGGAAAACUCCAGGCUACUGGCUCAAAAAGAGGGAAAAAAAUUACACUGAGGCCUGGGCCAGUUACCCAAGAAGACAGACGUGAUCAUCCUAUCCUAAAGGAGCCUUUUUCAGAAGAGCCUAGUGAAGAAGUCAAGGAAGAAGGAGGGAAACCUCAAAUGCAUUCUGAAGGGGAGAUACCUUCACUGCCAUCAGGCAGCCAAUCUGCAAAACCAGUAAGCCAGCCCAGGAAAUCAACCCAGCCAGAUGUUUGUGCUUCUCCUCAAGAAAAGCCACUCAGGACUCUGUUUCACCAACCUGAGGAAGAGAUAGAAGAUGGUGGACUCUUCAUUCCAAUGGAAGAACAAGACAAUGAAGAAAGUGAGAAAAGGAGAAAAAAGAAAAAGGGUACCAAGAGGAAACGAGAUGGAAGGGGUCAAGAAGGGACCUUGGCAUAUGACCUGAAACUGGACGACAUGCUUGAUCGUACCUUGGAGGAUGGUGCCAAGCAGCACAAUCUAACAGCGGUCAAUGUCCGAAACAUCCUUCACGAAGUAAUCACAAAUGAACACGUGGUAGCUAUGAUGAAAGCAGCCAUCAGUGAGUCAGAAGAUAUGCCAAUGUUUGAGCCUAAAAUGACACGCUCUAAACUGAAGGAAGUAGUGGAAAAAGGAGUGGUAAUUCCAACAUGGAAUAUUUCACCAAUUAAGAAGGCCAAUGAAAUUAAGCCUCCUCAGUUUGUGGAUAUCCACCUUGAAGAAGAUGAUUCCUCAGAUGAAGAAUACCAGCCGGAUGAUGAAGAAGAAGAUGAAACUGCUGAAGAGAGCUUAUUGGAAAGUGAUGUUGAAAGCACUGCUUCAUCUCCACGUGGGGCAAAGAAAUCCAGAUUGAGGCAGUCUUCUGAGAUGACUGAAACAGAUGAGGAGAGUGGCAUAUUAUCGGAGGUUGAGAAAGUCACCACACCAGCCAUCAGGCACAUCAGUGCUGAGGUAGUGCCCAUGGGGCCCCCGCCCCCUCCAAAGCCGAAACAGACCAGAGAUAGUACUUUCAUGGAGAAGUUACAUGCAGUAGAUGAGGAGCUGGCUUCCAGUCCAGUCUGCAUGGAUUCUUUCCAGUCCAUGGAUGACAGUCUCAUUGCAUUUCGAACGCGUUCUAAGAUGCCCCUAAAAGAUGUUCCCCUGGGCCAACUAGAGGCAGAGCUCCAAGCUCCAGACAUCACUCCAGAUAUGUAUGACCCCAAUACAGCAGAUGAUGAGGACUGGAAGAUGUGGCUAGGGGGACUUAUGAAUGAUGAUGUGGGGAAUGAAGAUGAAGCAGAUGAUGAUGAUGAUCCAGAAUAUAAUUUCCUGGAAGACCUUGAUGAACCAGACACAGAGGAUUUCCGGACUGACCGGGCAGUGAGAAUCACCAAAAAGGAAGUAAAUGAGCUGAUGGAAGAGCUGUUUGAAACUUUCCAAGAUGAGAUGGGAUUCUCCAACAUGGAAGAUGAUGGCCCAGAAGAGGAGGAGCGUGUGGCUGAGCCUCGACCUAACUUCAACACUCCUCAAGCUCUACGGUUUGAGGAACCACUGGCCAACUUGCUAAAUGAACAACAUCGGACAGUGAAGGAGCUAUUUGAACAGCUGAAAAUGAAGAAAUCUUCAGCCAAACAGCUGCAGGAAGUAGAGAAGGUUAAACCCCAGAGUGAGAAAGUUCAUCAGACUCUGAUUCUGGACCCAGCACAGAGGAAGAGACUCCAGCAGCAGAUGCAGCAGCACGUUCAGCUCUUGACCCAAAUCCACCUUCUUGCCACCUGCAACCCCAGUCUCAGUCCGGAGGCCAGUACCACCAGGAUAUUUCUUAAAGAGCUGGGAACCUUUGCUCAAAGCUCCAUCGCCCUUCACCAUCAGUACAAUCCCAAGUUUCAGACCCUGUUCCAACCCUGUAACUUGAUGGGAGCUAUGCAGCUUAUUGAAGACUUCAGCACACAUGUCAGCAUUGACUGCAGCCCUCAUAAAACUGUCAAGAAGACUGCCAAUGAAUUUCCCUGUUUGCCAAAGCAAGUGGCUUGGAUUCUGGCCACAAGCAAGGUUUUCAUGUAUCCAGAGUUACUUCCAGUGUGUUCCCUGAAGGCAAAGAAUCCCCAGGAUAAGAUCGUCUUCACCAAGGCUGAGGACAAUUUGUUAGCUUUAGGACUGAAGCAUUUUGAAGGAACUGAGUUUCCUAAUCCGCUAAUCAGCAAGUACCUUCUAACCUGCAAAACUGCGCACCAACUGACAGUGAGAAUCAAGAACCUCAACAUGAACAGAGCUCCUGACAACAUCAUUAAAUUUUAUAAGAAGACCAAACAGCUGCCAGUCUUAGUAAAAUGCUGUGAAGAGAUCCAGCCACAUCAGUGGAAGCCACCUGUAGAGAGAGAAGAACACCGGCUCCCAUUCUGGUUAAAGGCCAGUCUGCCAUCCAUCCAGGAAGAACUGCGGCACAUGGCUGAUGGUGCUAGAGAGGUAGGACAUGUGACUGGAACCACUGAGAUCAACUCAGAUCAAGGCCUAGAAAAAGACAACUCGGAGAGUGAAACUCGGUACCCACUGCUGUUGCCUAAGGGUGUGGUCCUGAAACUGAAGCCAGUUGCCACCCGUUUCCCCAGGAAGGCUUGGAGACAGAAGCGUUCAUCAGUCCUGAAGCCCCUCCUUAUCCAACCCAGCCCGUCUCUCCAGCCUAGCUUCAACCCUGGGAAAACACCAGCCCGAUCAACUCAUUCAGAAGCCCCUCCGAGCAAAAUGGUGCUCCGGAUUCCUCACCUGAUCCAGCCAGCCACUGUUUUACAGACAGUUCCAGGUGUCCCUCCACUGGGGGUCAGUGGAGGUGAGAGUUUUGAGUCUCCUGCAGCACUGCCUGCUAUGCCCCCUGAGGGCAGGACAGGCUUCCCUCUGUCUGAGUCCCAGACUUUGCUCUCUUCUGCCCCUGUGCCCAAGGUAAUGCUGCCCUCUCUUGCCCCUUCUAAGUUUCGGAAGCCAUAUGUGAGACGCAGACCCUCAAAGAGAAGGGGAAUCAAGGCCUCUCCCUGUAUGAAACCUGCCCCUGUUAUCCACCACCCUGCAUCUGUUAUCUUCACUGUUCCUGCUACCACUGUGAAGAUUGUGAGCCUUGGCAGUGGCUGUAACAUGAUCCAGCCUGUCAAUGCGGCUGUGGCCCAGAGUCCCCAGACUAUUCCCAUUACCACCCUCUUGGUUAACCCUACUUCCUUCCCCUGUCAAUUGAACCAGCCCCUUGUGGCCUCCUCUGUCUCACCCUUAAUUGUUUCUGGCAAUUCUGUGAAUCUUCCUAUACCAUCCACCCCUGAAGAUAAGGCCCACGUGAAUGUGGACAUUGCUUGUGCUGUGGCUAAUGGGGAAAAUGCCUUUCAGGGCCUAGAACCCAAAUUAGAGCCCCAGGAACUAUCUCCUCUCUCUGCUACUGUUUUCCCCAAAGUGGAACAUAGCCCAGGGCCUCCAUCAGCAGAUACAGAGUGCCAAGAAGGAUUGUCAGAGAACAGUGCCUGUCGCUGGACUGUUGUGAAAACAGAGGAGGGAAGACAAGCUCUGGAGCCGCUGCCUCAGGGCAUCCAGGAGUCUCUAAACAACUCUUCCCCUGGGGAUUUAGAGGAAGUUGUCAAGGUGGAACCUGAAGAUGCUAGAGAGGAAAUCAGUGGAUCCCCUGAGCGUGACAUUUGUGAUGACAUCAAAGAGGAACAUGCUGUGGAAUUGGACACUGGCAUCGCAAGCGAGGAGUUGAACAGUGCUAGAGAGGUAAAGAAACAGACAGUCUUACAGAAGGAAGAGGAGAGGAGUCAGCCAGCUAAAACCCCUUCAUCUUCUCAAGAGCACCCUGAUGAAGGAACCUCAGGGACAGAUGUGAACAAAGGAUCAUCAAAGAAUGCUUUGUCCUCGAUGGAUCCUGAAGUGAGGCUUAGUAGCCCCCCAGGGAAGCCAGAAGACUCACCCAGUGUUGAUGGUCAGUCAAUGGAGACUCCAGUUGGGCCAGAAACUGGAGGAGAGAAGAAUGGGCCGGAAGAAGAGGAAGAAGAGGACUUUGAUGACCUCACCCAAGAUGAGGAAGAUGAAAUGUCAUCAGCUUCUGAGGAAUCUGUGCUUUCUGUCCCAGAACUCCAGGUGAGAGCUGGAGAAUAUUUUCAAGUAUUUUGUGGACUCAGUAAUAUGUUUAAUUUAUUGAUAUGCCACCUGCUUGCUUGCUACACUAUGGAUAGUCCUAAAAUCAUUUUUAUUUAUUUGUAAUGCAUUAUGGAACAUGAUUGUGAAGUUGAGGUGAAAUGAGAUGGAAAGGAUGAAAUUUUACUGAUUUUAUUAAACUGAUUUACACAUUAAAUUGAAUCACCUGACCAUACUUUAGAUGCCUUAAAAAAUUAAAAAAUAGUAAUUGGCUGGGCUUGGUGGCUCACACCUGUAGUCCCAACGCUUUGGGAGGCCGAGGUGGUUGGAUCACAAGGCCAGGAGUUUCAGACUGGCCUGGCCAACGUGGUGAAACCCCAUCUAUACUAAAAAUACAAAAAUUAGCCAGGCGUGGUGGCGGGUGCCGGUAAUCCCUGCUGCUUGGGAGGCAGAGGCAGGAGAAUCGCUUGAGCCCGGGAGAUGGAGGUUGCAGUGAGCUGAGAUCGCAUCAUGGCGCUCCAGCCUGGGCAACAGAACAAGGCUCCGUCUCAAAAAAAAAAAAAA